AUGGUUCGGAUGGUCCCCCAUUGUGCUGAUCUUUAUCAAGGUCGAAUGUGCAUCCAAAUCUUUUUAGUUUUACUCUUCCAAGUUGUAACCACAUUUGCCUAUACGACAAGUCCUACGCCAUGGUUUUGUACAGACCCGAGUGCAUUAGAUUCAAAUAUUGAGAUUUCUCGAAAACUGCCAUCAUGUUUACCAGGCUAUGUUAUUGACAUAGAAGAAGUUGUGUAUGAAUCAACAAGUGAUGGUACAUGUUCCGGUAAAAGUUUAUGUAGUUACCAGAAUAGAAAUGCACUCUCAUUCGCGUGUAAUAGCAAACAAAAAUGUACCGUGGAUAUUCGACACUCUCGUUUUCAUAUUAAUAAAACUUGUGGUUCAACAGUGAGAUUUUUUACUAAGUAUCGUUGUUUGCCUGUUAUACAAGAACAAAAGAAUUAUUCAUGUGAAUCAACCAUGCGUCAAGCAAACUCAGGUGAUAUUAAUUUAUUUUGUGACAACAACUAUCGUCUGUAUAUAAAAAUGGCAUUAGUUGGAAUUAUUGGUAAACCGCACGAUGGUACCAAAACUCGUGUUAAAUGUAAUAAGAAUACAUAUUGGCUGUGCAAUCAUUAUGUACAAGAUGCUUAUCGUAGUGUUUGCAAUAAUCAAUUAAAUUAUGGUAUUGGGAACCAAUGUAAAAUUCGAUAUAGUGAACGACCAAGACUACACGGAUGUGAACACGGAGAUCUAUCAAAUUUCUCAUUAGUAGAAUAUGCGUGUAUACCAGGUGAAAGUAUAAACGAAGAUCUUCCUCGAAUAGAUAUUUGUUCAAGUAAACAAGAUGAACGAAUACCUAUCAAUCGUGGCCUUCUUCAGUCUCCUAAUUAUCCUCAAUAUCUAGGGCAAUAUGUAUCGUGUAUGAAGCAGUUACAUGUCCCUCGUGAAUCUCGUUUACGUUUAUUUAUGCUUGAAAAAUCUAUUGAUUAUUAUCAGGAAUUAAACAUUCGCCUAUUAAAUAAUGAACCCAAUACGCAACGUACAUUAGCUAAAAACGAAUUAUUCGAUACAAAUAUAACUCAUCCAUUAAGUGAUGAAAUCGUCGAAAUCGAACUCAAAACAAAUCAUAUUGGUAGUGGAAACUUUUUACUUUAUUUCCAAGUCGAUUCCCGCAUCUCGGAAUACGCUGCAUCAGUGUUUGAAAAUGGCCGGGCUACUGACGAUUCUAAUCGACGAGAAAAACUAUUGGUUAAACGAGAUUGGGGUGUUGUUAUCGGUUGUUUAAUCGGCCUUAUUUCCGUGAUUUUGAUUAUCGGUAUUGUUUUACUUUCAUGUCGAAUUUUAAAAACUCGUCGUGCACGUACUCGGAAAUAUAUGAGAAAAGAUGAUGAUCAUCGUCAACAUUUGAAUGCGCCUGCUACUAAUUUAAAUGACAAUCGUCAUCCUAUAAGAGGAAUAAAAAUAGAGCAUCCACAUUUAUUAUCUUCACCACCAAAAAUCAUUUCAUCAUCAGUGCCUGUUCAUGAUAAUGGAUCGGAUCGCGAAACUCUUCUUAAACAUGGCCAUCAGAUAAAUGCAGCAAGUACGAAUAUUGAUAAUUUUUAUGAAGAAAUAAAAGAACAUCAACAACAAACUAAUUUCAAUUUAGGAAAUUAUCCUGAAUUGAAAAAAUUCGAAAAUAAUAAUUCUUCACAACCAAUAAGAGAUCAUCGUGAGACUGAACCAACUGUACGUCGAUCAGCACCAACGUCGACGCCCGCAUCAUACCAACGACAUUUAGGAUUCGCAGUAUCUGAUGCACCGAUGGCAAGUACAGAAACUCUAGAUGUUGGAAGUAAUUCAGCAAAAAUUCAACAUAUGAAACGUCCUGCAGAAGUACCACCACCUAGAAUGGAUUUAAGCCAUCCGCUACCAACUGCACCUCCACUUCAUUUACUGCAAACUGAUCUAAACGAAAAUAUGCAGCCACAGCAACGCAUGCAUCAUAUGCAAAAUUGGAAUAAUAAGAAUUAA
This is a messenger RNA of Rotaria socialis, 1983 nucleotides long. The record is from the annotation of a GenBank genome assembly. Lineage: Eukaryota; Metazoa; Rotifera; Eurotatoria; Philodinida; Philodinidae.